UCAGCGUCCGCGACGAUGUUGGUACACACGCAACAGCAUGCACACGACGCACAGUUGACGCAUCGUGGCAGCUACGACGGUCGUGUGGCUUUCGUUUUCCGCGCGUCGGGGCCUAUCGAUUCGUUCGAUAGACAAACGCCGUCGAUUGCGAGUUACAUUUCGAGGUUAACUGUGGGUCCUUCCACCAUCCGUUGAGAUGGGAGUGAUAUUUCUCGAGCACAUCGGCGGCACCCGCCUGUUCUCCUGCGCUUCCUGCGACACCAACCUCACCAACAGGGGACAGCUGAUAAGUACACGCUUCACGGGUGCUACGGGACGCGCGUUCCUCUUCAAUAAAGUCGUCAACCUAAAUUACAGCGAGGUACAGGAUAGAGUGAUGCUGACUGGUCGUCAUAUGGUUCGAGAUGUCAGCUGCAAAAACUGUGAUGCAAAACUCGGAUGGGUGUAUGAAUUUGCAACAGAUGAGAAUCAACGAUACAAGGAAGGGCGUGUUAUCCUGGAACGAGCUCUCGUCACAGAGAGUGAUGGGUUGAGCGAAAAUAUUUAAUAUUUAAUACCAAGUAGAAUGUGUUUAAUAUAUUAAAAGAUAACUAAUAUAGUUUGUAUUUUAUUAUAACUCUCGUGUUGUUUGGUUCAGUUUUGUUAUAAGGCGCGAGAGACUUUGGUUAGUGCCAACUUCUUUGUGUAUAAGCAAGUAUUCAUGAACCACUACUCUAUUUAAGUAAAGCAGUUUAAGCGAUGUUCAACAUUUUCGUGAAUAUGGUGUAGUUCCCAAUUUGUAAGAUCAAUCGUUUCCAGCAUCUAUCAUACUCAUGUUUAAUGUGUUCAAAUUCUCAAAUUUAGCAGUGUACAUCUCAUAUCAGAACUAUCAAAUCUUAUUCACGAUGAUUGUUGAAUAUAUAUAAUGGUAAGUGUCAUUGGUAUCUUCUUGUAGAUAGAAACAUUAACAAACUGACUUCAUGUUUGUCAAGAAAAUUGAGAAAAUGUGAGUAUAUAAAAUACAGGUGACUGUGUAUCUCGACGUGAGAAAUAUAGACGUAAAUGGGAUAGAGAGAAUUGUUAUAUAACUUUAUUUGUAUACCUAUAAUGAAUUUGACUGACAAGAACAAGAACGUGCCAGGCAAUUGCCACUUUUUUCUCCUUGUUACCUUAGUUUUCUAAUAGCUGUCAAACUCAUUAGAACUUUGCUACAUAUGAACAUGAAUUGAAAAUACAUUUACAUAUAUUGUACAUGCGUUGUGUAGCAAGAUUUAUAUAUAUAUCUAAAAUAUUAUGAAUGCUCAAUAAAUUUGUAUGUAACAUCGAUAACAACAUAACAUCAGCAAAUAUAUAUAUAUAUUGAAUAUAGGAUUAUCAAAUAUAUAUAUAUAAUAUUUAUAUAUUCAAUAAAUUUGUGUGUAAUGUGAAUAAUAAAAUAAAAUAAAUUCAUAAUAUAAGGUAAACAAGGAAAUAUAUAUCAAUCUUGCUAAAAUUUUAUAAAAGUUAAGCUUUAUAUAUCUAUUCGACUUUCAUGAUAAAGAAAAGUUGCUUUUAACGUAAACAAAGAAGGUAACAAUCAAUAAACUUGAAUGAUGAAUAUGCGAUAUAGAGAUAAGCUUAUAUAGUCAUUACGGAACAUCUCUAUGUUCUCUACAUUCAAAUAGCUGGAUUACAUACGUAUGAAAUAAAAAUAUUAAAAAUAACGUUUGAUAUUUCUGAACAGUUUGAGUAAAAAUUAAAGAAACAUAAAUAUUUAAUUACAGAGAGAUAUAUGGAUAUCUUUUUCAUCUCAAUUAUACGGGAUGUCUCAGGCCUCAAGACUUUAAUUCUAUCAAGAAUUUCUAUGAGCAAUUAAAAAACAAUUUUUCGAAAUUAUUUAAAGAACCUUCUAAAAUUAAAGUCGCGUGUUAUGGAAUACUCUAUAUAUUAUACGUCAUCGAAGUUCUGUUUAAACAGAUCAAACAAACAGCUCUUUCCUGGAAAUACAGAGCGCCUAGAUAUGUGUCGAUUACGCGCAGCCAGAGAAAAGAUAAAAAUUAAAAAUCAUGUUCGAUAUUUUUGAAAACUUGAAGAAUAAAGAGGCAGGAAAUAUCUCUUUCAUAACAACUAUGAGUCUUAACUUUCAUAUCAACUAUAAGUCUUCAAAAAUUUCUAUGUGCUCAAAUGAAUCUAAGCUUUUAUCUCGAAAUUUCAAAUAUUUAGAUAAGCGUGAAUUUUCUCAAUCACGAAAUAUGUAUAGAUAAAAAAAAAUCUCGCCGAAUAUUUCUGAGUGACUGACGAAUAAAAAAAUAUGAAUAUUUUUUUCAUCUCAA
Molecule: messenger RNA, 2291 nt
Organism: Odontomachus brunneus
Lineage: Eukaryota; Metazoa; Arthropoda; Insecta; Hymenoptera; Formicidae
Gene: Yippee
Product: protein yippee-like 5
Exons: 2
Coding region: 197-547 (116 amino acids)
Source: RefSeq, a predicted model, not a curated record